AUGCAAGCAUCCGUCUCAGUGACCCUGGAAACAGUGCCGGAUCGGGCGGUUCCCUGGGGGCGGGACCUGUACACUUUUGUGACAUCUGCAGCAGGUCACAUGAUGAGAACCCUCCAGAAGCCGCGCAAGAACCGCCCAUCAAAGAGGCAGGUCAACCACCGGCGCUUCCUGCAUAACAUGAUACAGAGAAAGUUUGCCGACAUCGAGGCGGCCAAUCGUCGACUGGAGUCCGCUCUCUACUUAAAGGAAGCAAAGUCGUCGACCACUGACCAUCAGGACAAACGUAAAGACCAAAGUGACAACCAUGAGAAACAAGACACGCCCUCACCAGUCUGUUCUGAAACUGCCCCGCCCAUCUCUCCAUUGUUCACGCCACAGCUGUCGCCGUUGUUCGUCGAAGGCCCAGACGACUCUCCGAACUUGACCGACUGGGCGGACAUCUUUGAUCUUUUCUUGGACAACGACGAGACGGCGCACCACGUUGACGGGUCUGUCACAACUCACGACGAUUUUGUCAUUCCCGAGCCGCUUCCCAGCUUGUCCAGCUGCCAACACGAUAUGAGGUCAUCAGGGGGCGUGGCUCAGUCUUUUUGGGCCCCGCCUUGCCACGCCUCCCUGAACCACAUAGCCACGCCCCCUUAUGAAGAUCAACUGACGUUCAGCGACAUCCUCAUGGAAGCAGAGUCCCUGGAAUGUACGUCUUUUAACACGUUUUCUUACCAAGAUCUUUACACUUAUUGA
Messenger RNA from Corythoichthys intestinalis (scribbled pipefish), 741 nucleotides. RefSeq lists its product as uncharacterized. The coding region runs from base 1 to 741 and encodes 246 amino acids. Lineage: Eukaryota; Metazoa; Chordata; Actinopteri; Syngnathiformes; Syngnathidae. The record is from RefSeq and is a predicted model, not a curated record. The transcript is spliced from 2 exons.